This is a messenger RNA of Aspergillus nidulans FGSC A4, 237 nucleotides long. RefSeq lists its product as uncharacterized. NCBI's taxonomy places the organism in Eukaryota, Fungi, Ascomycota, Eurotiomycetes, Eurotiales, Aspergillaceae. Bases 1 to 237 code for a protein of 78 amino acids. The record is from RefSeq and is a predicted model, not a curated record. The transcript is spliced from 2 exons.
AUGGCCACCCAAACACUGAACGUGCACCCAAUAGACCAGAACCCGAAGCACUUCCAGCCAUGGCACUGUCCGUCAUCAGUCGUUUGUGCCGAAGUUCUCAACGCCCCAGACGACGGAGAUUAUUAUUGGGACGAGGGAGAAGAUGCUACCGUACCCGAGGCCGACAAGAGCGGUGGUCAAAUGGGAGAGCUCGGGGUGGUGAGUGGGGAGUGGAGACGCGAGAAGGAGGAAGCCUAG